Messenger RNA from Sceloporus undulatus (fence lizard), 3031 nucleotides. RefSeq names its product testis associated actin remodelling kinase 1 (gene TESK1). The transcript is spliced from 9 exons. Gene Ontology annotation, cellular component: nucleus; cytoplasm. NCBI's taxonomy places the organism in Eukaryota, Metazoa, Chordata, Lepidosauria, Squamata, Phrynosomatidae. Bases 171 to 2270 code for a protein of 699 amino acids. The record is from RefSeq and is a predicted model, not a curated record. Gene Ontology annotation, biological process: protein phosphorylation; positive regulation of stress fiber assembly; actin cytoskeleton organization. Gene Ontology annotation, molecular function: protein serine/threonine kinase activity; ATP binding.
CGCUCUCGGGAGGUGGAGGAGAAGGAGGAGGCAGCCAGGGAGCGAGGGAGGGCCUGCUCCGCCGCGAACGAAGCCUCUCCUCCUGGCUCGGCAGCCCGCCCCGCCCCGCCCCGCAGGCCAGGCCCAGCAGGAGGAGGCCCGUCUAGGCCUGGGCUGCCGCUGCCGCUGGCAUGGCGCUGGGGGCGCUGCGCAGGGGCUCCCCGCCGCCGGGCCUGGCUGCCCCGCCUGAGGCCGAGGCCCCGGGCCAGGAGGCGCCCCUUCCUCUGCCUUCCUCCCGCGGAGGCGGAGGCGGAGGCGUCGGCCUCGUCGGGGCGCCCCCUUCGCUCCUCCGCCCGCCGCCGCCCUCCUCCUUCCGCGCCCUCCGCAGCGCCGUCUCCACCUUGGCCCGCAUCGACGACUUCUACUGCGAGAAGAUCGGGGCAGGCUUCUUCUCGGAGGUCUUCAAGGUGAGGCACCGCCAGUCGGGACAGAUCAUGGUGCUGAAGAUGAACAAGCUGAUGAGCAACCGGGGAAACAUGCUCCGUGAGGUGCAGCUCAUGAACCGCCUCUCGCACCCCAACAUCCUCCGGUUCAUGGGCGUCUGCGUCCACCAGGGCCAGCUCCACGCCUUGACCGAGUACAUAAACGGCGGGAACCUGGAGCAGCUGCUGGACAGCCCCACUCCGCUGCCCUGGACCGUCCGCAUCAAGCUGGCACUGGACAUUGCGCGCGGCCUACGCUACCUGCACAGCAAGGGCAUCUUCCACCGAGACCUCACCUCCAAGAACUGCCUUGUCCGGUGUGAAGAAAAUGGCUACACGGCCGUAGUGGGCGACUUUGGCCUGGCCGAGAAGAUCCCCACCUACAGUGAGGGGGCCGAAAAGGAGCCCCUGGCCGUGGUGGGGUCUCCCUACUGGAUGGCGCCAGAGGUCCUGCGUGGGGAGCUCUACAACGAGAAGGCCGAUGUCUUUGCCUAUGGCAUCAUCCUCUGCGAGACCAUCGCCCGCCUGCCGGCCGACCCAGAUUACCUACCCCGCACAGAGGACUUUGGGCUGGACGUGGCCGCCUUCUGUGACCUUGUGGGGCCGGACUGUCCGACGACCUUCCUCCAGCUGGCCUUCCACUGCUGCAGCAUGGAGCCCACGUCUCGCCCCUCCUUCCUGGACGUCACGCAGCGCCUGGAGGCCAUCUUGGAGCAGCAGCGGCACCAGCAAGCGGACCCAGACCUCUCCAGCGUCCAGCCCACCUCAAAGGGCGCCGGUGGCCAGAGGACCCUCCUAGGGAGCCCAGCGGCAGCUCUGAUGAACGGUCAAGCGCCAAAGGGCCCUUCCUUCCCCCAGACCCCUUCUGGGCUCCAACAGCUCCUACCGCCAGACGAGCGCCUCUCCCGCAGCCAGUCGGACAUGUUCCAUCCGCGGUCGGACGCCUUCCCUGGCCUGGCACAGGAUGGCACCCCGCAGCGCGUCAACCCUUUCUCCCAGCGCCAGGACUUGAAAGGUGGCCGCAUCAAGCUCUUUGACACGCCCAGCAAGUCCUUGAUCUCACUGACCUUCGACCUCCCGCCCCCCACGCCUUUCCUGCCAGGAACCCCCAUCACCCCAGAGCCAGCAGUGGAGGCACAGUGUGACUUCUCAGAAGCAUUCACGUCGACCCGACGGUGCCGCUCCCUCCCCGCUUCUCCAGAGAUGUUGCGCCGGGGUCAAUCGCGCCCGGCCCCCUACCCCAGCACCAACGGCGGCCUUGCUCUGGACUGCAGCUGCCUGGAGACCCCCUUCUCCUCCCCUGGCGCUGAGCUGAUGGACUGCCGUCCGGACGCCAACCCCGAUCCGGAGCCCAUUUCGGACCGCAUCACAUCGCCGACCACCUUCAUCAGCACAGCCAUGUCCGGCGCUCGGCCGUGGCCCCCCAAUGGACUCCUCCUGAACAAUAACAAGUCCCCCCUCGGCUGGGGCGGGGCGCUGUCGGAGCUGAGUGUGCCUCCCUCUGCUGGCAACACGGUGCAAGGGGAACACGCCAGCACGGCCCUGGCCCUGAGCGGCCCCGAGAACGGCGCUGUCAACGUGACGGAGCAGGACGAGGUGCUCUCCUGCCCGGCCUGCUGCCUGGGCCCCUUCGGCUUCAGCUUCGCCUCUGUCUGCCAUCGGCCGAGCGCCAGCGCCCCACGCUACCAGAACCUCAACUGCGAGGCCAAGAGCCUGCAGUGCGCAGAAGGGCUUCCGCAGAGAUCCCUCCUCACCAAGGGCCUGGGGCUGUCUGAGCCCAGCCUCAAGCUGCCUGAAGCGCAGUCCUAAGGCCAGCCGAGUGGACACUGGCCAGAGAAGGGCUGCAAGUCCACAAGGGACCCUCUUGACUGGCCUCUGUGCCCUUCUUCCUCCUCCUCAGUCCACCUCAGAGAUCCUGUGGCACAGGAAAGGGGUUCUCUGGCAAUGGUCAGUCCGCUGGCCUGUUCCUUUACCACAGUGGGAGCCAUGCCAGGGAGGCCAGAUGUCCAUCCUGUUUUUCUUUGUAGAGGAUCCAUUUGUGAAUAGGGAGGGCUGGAAGGUCCUUGGCGCACUUUGAGCACCGGGCAGCAGUGCAAUAAUGCAGCCGCUUCCUGCGCACAGGAGACACGCACAGAUGCACGCCUUCGGGGCUUGGUGGGCUUCCUUCCUUCCAGGGGGCCCGUCUCACCUGAGUGCCCCUCCGUCCAGUGCCUCAUGCCACAGGGCAAUGGUCAGGGUGGCCUUGGGCAGCAUCCUCUCCAGCCAGGGCAAAGGGUCAUGUGGGGGGUCCUGGCCCUGCUUGGGUCAGGGAUGGGUGGAUGGGGGUGGCGGGUGUCUGGCUUCCAUUCCCGAGGCAUCCCCGUUCCUCCUUUGCGCAGUGCAAUAAUAAUAGACGCCCAGCUUCUGCUCCUGGCUGCGUCUUGGGCUCCAUUAUUCUCUUCUUUCUUGGAUGCGUUUGGUGGAGGAGGAGGAGGAGGAUGUGGCUGCAUUUUUAACGAAAGACGCUACUUAAUAUAUUCAGCUUAUUUAAAAGUGUUGGAAGAAAUAAAACCAAGCAAUUGUCAUACCUU